UCUCACCCUCACGCCACUGCCUCUUCUCCACCAUGAAGAAGAAGGAAGAGGAGAUCCAAAAUAGUACCUUUAAGCCAAGAACCCUAAAACGUGUUUCAUAUCACGCCUAUCUGAAUCCAAUUCUUGUAUUUUUCUCACUCUCAUCAAUAUCGAUUGCCUAUUCUACCGUCAAGAAGCCACCCCCACUUCCUAUUUUGCCACUGCCUUCAGCUUCUCAGCUCCAAUGGCAACUCACAUCCAUGGCAGUCUUCCUUCAUUUUGGACCCAACACCUUUACAGACAGUGAAUGGGGUACUGGAAAAGCUGAUCCAUCUGUAUUUACCCCAACCCGCCUCAAUGCUACCCAGUGGGUUCAAGUGGCAAAAGACUCUGGCUUUAAUCGUCUGAUACUAACUGCAAAACAUCAUGAUGGUUUUUGUUUAUGGCCUAGUGAAUUUACAAAUUAUUCUGUAAAGUCAAGUUCUUGGAGGAAUGGAAAUGGGGAUGUUGUUAAAGAAUUCGCUUUGGCUGCGAAAGAUGCUGGUGUCAGUUUAGGGCUCUAUCUUUCACCGUGGGAUAGGCAUGAGGUGUCUUAUGGGAAGACUUUAGAGUAUAAUGAGUUCUAUAUGGGCCAAAUGACUGAGUUGUUGACCAGGUAUGGAGAGAUUAAGGAGGUAUUUUUAGAUGGUGCGAAAGGAGAAGGAGAGAAGGAUAUGGAGUAUCUUUUUGAUACUUGGUUUAGUCUCAUACAUCAACUACAACCUGGGGCUGUCAUAUUUUCUGAUGCUGGUCCUGACACAAGGUGGAUCGGGGAUGAGGCUGGCAUUGCUGGGUCUACAUGUUGGUCCCUUUUCAAUCGGAGUGCUGCCAGAAUUGGCGGCACUGAUCUAAGUUACUUAAACAUAGGAGACCCGGCGGGUCAUGAUUGGGUUCCUGGUGAAUGCGAUGUCUCCAUCAGACCUGGUUGGUUUUGGCAUGCAUCAGAAAGUCCAAAAUCUGCAAUGAGGCUUCUUGAUAUAUACUACAAAUCUGUUGGCAGAAACUGUUUGUUGCUGCUGAAUGUGCCACCAAACGCUUCAGGUCUUAUAUCGGCUGAAGACAUAGAAGUGCUUCAAGAAUUCGCAGAACUUCGGAGGUCUAUAUUUUCUUAUAAUCUAGGAAAGAAUGCCAUUCUUAGUGCCAGCAGUACAAGAGGAGGCGCUGUUGAUCCACAGUUUAAUCCCAAAAAUGUUCUUGAAGAAGGAAUCUACACUUACUGGGCCUCUGAGGAGAACCAGUCUAAUUGGGAGUUAUUCUUCGAUCUUCAGGAAAGAACAUCUUUCAAUGUUUUGCAAGUUCAAGAGCCAAUUCACAUGGGACAGCGGAUUAUUGCAUUCCAUUUUGAGAUUCUAAAAGAUGGGGACUGGAAGAAAGUGACUAAUGGCACCACAGUUGGAUAUAAGAGGUUAUUGCAAUUUCCGACUGUAGAAUCUCAGCACCUGAAAUUUGUUAUAGACAAAACCCGGGCAGACCCACUUGUUUCCUAUUUGGGAAUUUAUAUGGAUCAGUUUUCCAUUGUGAGUCACAAAUUUGAUAAUAGCUCAGAGACAUACUUCAAUGGCAGUCAAUUACUCAGGCAAACAGUGGAUACUCAUUCUGGGACUGCUAAAAUGUAAUUUGUGUAUAUUUUCAUUCUGUUGUGCAGCCAAUUGUUCAAUCUUCGAAUUCCUUGUUAAAGUACAUUAUAUUUUUAUGUUAAAUUUGAAUAAUUCAUUGUAGCUUA
This is a messenger RNA of Jatropha curcas, 1741 nucleotides long. RefSeq names its product alpha-L-fucosidase 1 (gene FUC1). Gene Ontology annotation, biological process: fucose metabolic process; glycoside catabolic process. Lineage: Eukaryota; Viridiplantae; Streptophyta; Magnoliopsida; Malpighiales; Euphorbiaceae. The record is from RefSeq and is a predicted model, not a curated record. Gene Ontology annotation, molecular function: alpha-L-fucosidase activity. Gene Ontology annotation, cellular component: lysosome.